Messenger RNA from Episyrphus balteatus (marmalade hoverfly), 1299 nucleotides. It is a transcript of the gene betaggt-II, whose product is annotated as geranylgeranyl transferase type-2 subunit beta. NCBI's taxonomy places the organism in Eukaryota, Metazoa, Arthropoda, Insecta, Diptera, Syrphidae. The record is from RefSeq and is a predicted model, not a curated record. Bases 191 to 1189 code for a protein of 332 amino acids. The transcript has a single exon. Gene Ontology annotation, cellular component: Rab-protein geranylgeranyltransferase complex. Gene Ontology annotation, biological process: protein geranylgeranylation. Gene Ontology annotation, molecular function: Rab geranylgeranyltransferase activity.
GUUAUUUUUUUGUUUGAUAAAUUAAAAUUGACAUUGAAGUCAUUCAAUUAAAAGUAAUAAUUCAAAUAAAAUUUUUGUUUUCUUUUUUUUUUAAAUUAACAAAAUAGAUUUAAGUUGAAUUAUUACAUUUAAGUAAAAUAGAGUAAUUUUCCUUAAACAUUUGCAUUUAACAAUUACCACUUGAUAAAAAAUGCCGUUGUUUGUCAAUGACGUGGAGAUGAGCUCCGAAUCAAAGGACCUUUUCUAUGAAAAACACGUCGAAUAUAUCGCUAAUCAUGGAAACGAUCAAAAUGAUUUCGAAUAUUGCAUCACAGAAUUCUUACGAAUGUCUGGAAUCUACUGGGGAGUAACUGCACUCGAUACUAUGAAUCAGCUCUCACGCUUAGAUAAAAAGUCUAUAGUAGAAUUCAUUAAAAAAUGCCAAUGUCCUACUACCGGAGGAAUAUCGGCCUGCGAAGGUCACGAUCCUCAUAUUCUAUAUUCCUUAUCUGCCGUGCAAAUACUUUGCAUCUACGAUUGCAUCAACGAAAUCGAUUGCGACGCUCUGGCUCGUUAUGUGACCAGUUUGCAACAGCCCGAUGGCAGUUUUUUCGGUGAUAAAUGGGGAGAAGCCGAUACCAGAUUUUCAUUCUGCGCAGUAGCUAUCCUUACACUCAUUAAUCGUAUGGACGCUAUCAAGCUACCAAAAGCCAUAGACUUUGUGCUCUCUUGUUGCAAUGCUGACGGAGGAUUUGGAUCAAAGCCAUUCGCUGAGUCGCAUGCUGGACUUAUUUAUUGUUGCGUUGGUUUCUUUUCGAUUACACAGCAAUUGCAUCGACUAGAUUGCGAUAAAUUGUCAUGGUGGUUGUGUGAGAGGCAACUUCCGAGUGGCGGGCUGAAUGGUAGGCCAGAAAAACUUCCAGAUGUUUGCUAUUCGUGGUGGGUGUUGGCAUCGUUGAAUAUAAUGGGACGGUUGCAUUGGAUAAGCUCGGAGAAAUUAAAGUCUUUUAUACUAUCUUGUCAGGAUUCGGAGACAGGUGGUUUUAGUGAUAGGACGGGGAACCUGCCCGAUAUAUUCCAUACUUUGUUUGGACUAGGAGCACUUUCGCUGCUUGGAUAUCCAAAUUUGCAAAAAAUAAAUCCGACAUUCUGUAUGCCGCAGCACGUUUUAGAUCGUUUGAAUGUUAAUGGACAAAUUUGGUGUCCUUAGAAAGUUAAAUACAUUUUUUUUUUGUGAUAAUUAUAUUUAUGUUGUUUUUUUAAGAAUGUUAAUAAAUACGUUCGCGACUUCGAAAUUAGCGAAGUAAGUUUUAUUUAUAA